Molecule: messenger RNA, 2193 nt
Organism: Cryptosporidium ubiquitum
Lineage: Eukaryota; Apicomplexa; Conoidasida; Eucoccidiorida; Cryptosporidiidae
Exons: 1
Coding region: 1-2193 (730 amino acids)
Source: RefSeq, a predicted model, not a curated record
AUGCCUGAAAAAGGAGGAGUUGUUUUAAAAAUUAAACAUGCAGCGGAAAAUUACAACGAAGAUAAGAAAGAUGGAAGAACUAUUGCGAAGAAGCAAAUAGAAGUUGAACACAAUGCAGCAAAGGCCAUUAUGAAUUUAAGACAUAGAAGAGAUUGUAAUGGAGAGGUAACCAGGUUUUCUUGGUGUAGCGAUCCAUUAUGUAGAAUGUGGUAUGAUAUGGCUCAAUUUUUUGGUUUUUUGGGAGAAGAUAUAAUUGAUACAGACAUUGAUAAUGCAAUUAUUUCUGUAGCAGAUGGAGGUAGUGGAAUAUAUGAAAGGUUAAUAGUACUUGGACAGAGAAUUCUAGAUGCAACAGGGAAGGAAUAUGCAGUAAAAAAAUACAUGAAUUCAGGUAUUGAUGGACUACCAAAAGAAAUUAAUAAAAUAAUUGGAGAAUCAAACAAAAAGUUGCUUGUUUUUCUAAAAAUGCGUUGUUUAAGUAAUAAAAUAUGUUCUAUUGAAUGCCUAUCUAAAUUUGCAAAACGAUAUUGCCAUUAUUGUAAAGCAGAGUUGAACUCUGAUGCAAAUAAAUGGGAUGAUAUUAAAUUAUCUAAGUAUGUAAAGUUCUGUAUAUCAUUUUGUAUUUAUGGCCAAGGAAUAAUAGACUGGAAUAAUCCACUAAAUAUUGAAAAUAAACUUUGUCAAAGAUUCCCUUGGUUAGAAGUAUUGAUAAGAAGUAUGGACAUGAGCAUAUUAAAUCCUUCUGUGCAAGAAGAUGGAAAGUUCCUUUCGACAGAAGGAAUUAGGAAUGCAAAGAUAUUGGGAAUUUUAUACAGACAUUUUGGCUAUAAUAGAGGAAAAAAAGAUAUUCCUCCCAGAGUUUUGUUUGCAUUAAACACACCUGAAGGAUCUCAGUUACCAGAAGAAAAAACUGGGCAAAUGAUUUUUAGUCAUUACAUUAGUCAUUAUUUCAAGGCCGUAGCCGCUGAACACGGGUUCACCGGAAUUGAUACAUUACAGUGGGUAGAGAAAGAAAAGAAUAUUUUAUUAGGAAGUAAUGCUGUCGAGUUAUUUGCCUUAAUAGAUUUGGAACUUGGCGAAAUUUAUUCCAAUGGUGUACCAUUAAAAAUAGAAGAGAAAUUUUCAAGGUAUAGAGGGCUGUUUUUUUCAUUAAUUGCAAAUAUGUUUGUACUGUGCGAGGAUGAUAAGAACGCACAAAAGUGGUUACAAGAGUUAGUAACAUGUGUUAGGCAGGUACAGCUUUAUAUCAUAGAGUUUCAUGAAUUCACUAAUUCGGAGUCUUUACAGAAAGCCAAUAACAUUCCUCAAAACGAAGUUUUCACUAUUUCAGAUACAUCGCUUGAUCAUACUCAUGUUCCUGACAUUUUUUCCGAUUUAGAACCUGAAGAAAUUACAUCAUUUAUUGGCUUACUUGAAAAGUGUAAAUCCCCAGCUAUACUUGAUACUUUAAAAGAACUAGCAUCUAAUUCAAAAACUUGCAUUAAUGCUUUCACAGAAAUUGCUGCGAUUCCAAAUAAGUGGAUUAAGGAUAGCAUCAUUAAAGUGGCUAAAUUUUCCAACCAUGAGAUGAAGAAAAAAGUUAGAGAGUGCAAUAGUUUCAACUUUUUGGGUGAAUCGUGCAAUGUAGAAUCAGAUAGCAGUGAAUCUGAACAUUCAAAUAUAAAUGUAAAGAAAUAUAAUGAUAAAAACAAAAAAAUUAAAUCAAAAGAUAGUAAACACAAGAUUUCAAGCAAAAAUAUAGAUUUAAAUAAGAAAUUAGAGAAUUCAACAAAUAUCCUUUGUGCAGAGGCUUUAACCCCAAUUUUGAAACCUGUGACAUUCAAAGUUCCUAAUGGUAGUCUUGGUGUAGAAAUUCAACCAGUCUCUCUAACAUUUAUUAAUGAAGAAGGCUGUCCAAUUCAUUAUACUUUAAAUCCAAACUCAAGCAAUAUUCCAAAUGGGAUUGUAAAACCAAUAAAUGAGAUAGUUAAUGAAAAUACGAAAGAUAAUACGAUGAUAGAAAAUGGAAAAUCAACACCUAAAAGUAAGUCAUUACAUGUUUUUUCGAGAAAUAUUGGUAGAAGUAGGUCACCGAAUCAAAAAAGUUUUGAAAGAAGAGAACAUGGAUUAUUUAUAUGUGGGGACGUUUCUCAUCAAAUCGAAGAAGGUAAUAAUCUCAUUAGAGUUUACGGAGAUAAAAGAAAUUAUGUUUAG